Molecule: messenger RNA, 951 nt
Organism: Rhipicephalus sanguineus (brown dog tick)
Lineage: Eukaryota; Metazoa; Arthropoda; Arachnida; Ixodida; Ixodidae
Molecular function (GO): 8-oxo-dGDP phosphatase activity
Source: RefSeq, a predicted model, not a curated record
CAGCCGCCUGGAAGCAGUCUGCUGCGAUCGCGCGCACAAGCUCCUGGGAGCGAACAGCUCCGGGACUUUGCCGCGUAUCGCGCAUCCAUACAUUUACUGCCGACAUGAAUUGGUCAGCGAAACUGCAGCGCUUACUGGAGAAUUUCGACAUCACGCGAAUCAGUUUCUAUCAUGAGAAGUGCAAGCUGUUUUUCGUCGGCGACCAGCACAUGGGUUUCAUUCGGCCCAACGAUUGGAUACAUCUUGCCCCUUACAAGGACGCCUUUCACUACGACAUCAAAACCAAUCGGGUUGUCGUGAACCCGAGCUGGAAGACGUACGAAGAGCGCACUGCGAGGGUUGCCGACGUUUUACAAGAUUUACGGAAGAAGAAAAUCUUCAAAACACUGAACGGUUGGAGGAACGAGUGCUACGAAGUCAGCGCUAGGUUCGGAGACAAACCUGCGAUGAAGAUGGAAAGAGCCGCAACAUGCCUAUUCGGUCUGAAGCGAUAUGGAGUACACAUAAAUGGAUACGUGAAGCGGCCCGAUGGAUCUAUGAGCGUCUGGUUUCAGCGGAGAUCGGCGACGAAGGAAACAUUUCCAAACAAGAUCGACAACCUGGUAACCGGUGGCUUUUGCGUUGGCUGUACCCUAACCGAGUGCGUCCGCAAGGAAGCGCAAGAGGAGGCAUCAUUGCCAGAUCACCUACUCAGUGCUAUCCGGCCAGCUGGGAAUGUGUCGUUUGUGUAUGAAGACGAUCGGGGCAUAUUUCCGGAAACAAUCUUCGUCUUUGACCUGGAGCUUCCCGCAGACUUCGAGCCUCACUGCUCGGACAACGAAGUGGACAACUUCUACCUAAUGACAAUUCCAGAGGUGAAAAACCUUGUUUUGUCGGAGGAGUUCAAGAUUACCAGUUGCCCCAUCUUGCUGGACUUUUUGGUGAGGCACCACUUCUUGUCGCCAGAUGACG